Messenger RNA from Ornithodoros turicata, 559 nucleotides. RefSeq lists its product as uncharacterized. Lineage: Eukaryota; Metazoa; Arthropoda; Arachnida; Ixodida; Argasidae. Bases 49 to 537 code for a protein of 162 amino acids. The record is from RefSeq and is a predicted model, not a curated record. The transcript is spliced from 7 exons.
GCUACGUAGCGAUAGUCACCUUUCCAACAUAGGCUAAACGUUCCAACAAUGCGUUGGCUUCUUCUCGUGGUGUUUGUCUUGGUGUUCAUGCAUUACGUGAGCCAUGCGGGAGGUCAAGGGUUCCACUCCAUGUUUGAGGAGGAUGAUUAUGAAAUAUGCUUAACUGAUCCGAUGCGCACUGUGAGCGGAGCGUGUAAGCACGAGAUGUAUUUCAAGAUCGGAAAGUCUUCAGUCACGUAUCAGAAAAAAGACAACACCAGCCUCUUUUGGGCCAACGACAACUACACGGAAACUUUCCUAGAUUUUUAUGACCAGUGUAACGAGGAGGAAGCGUACGGCGACUGCGCCGAAGAGAACGAGUUUAAAGGAUUCAUCAACUGCAUGAGUGACAAGAUUUUAACACUGGAGCGGUCUGAACUUCGCGACAUUCUCAGGUCCUACGUAGACUGCAUGUUCGACAUACUGCAUGCUGAAACAGAACCGGACGAAGAGCAGCAUAGAAACAACGGAUCGGGGAGAGCAAGAAGACUGGUAUAAUAAAAUAUGAGUGCAAGACAUA